AUGGCACCAAAGACAUUAUAUGAUAAAGUAUUUGAAGAUCAUAUAGUUCAUAAAGAUGAAUCAAAUUCAUAUUUAUUAUAUAUAGAUAGACAUUUAGUUCAUGAAGUUACUUCACCACAAGCAUUUGAAGGAUUAAAAAAUGCAGGUAGAUCAGUUAGAAGAACUGAUUGUACUUUAGCAACAGUUGAUCAUAAUAUUCCAACAAUAUCAAGAAAAAAUUUUAAAAAUGUUAAUACAUUUAUUGAUCAAGAUGAUUCAAGAUUACAAGUUAUGACAUUAGAACAAAAUGUUAAAGAUUUUGAUGUUACUUAUUUUGGAAUGAGUGAUAGUAGACAAGGAAUAGUUCACGUUGUUGGUCCAGAACAAGGAUUUACAUUACCUGGAACUACUGUAGUUUGUGGUGAUUCUCAUACUUCAACUCAUGGAGCUUUUGGUUCAUUAGCUUUUGGUAUUGGAACAUCAGAAGUUGAACAUGUUUUAGCAACUCAAACAAUUAUUCAAACAAAAUCAAAAAAUAUGAGAAUAUUUAUAGAUGGUUCAUUAAAUGAAGGUAUAACUUCAAAAGAUUUAGUUUUACAUGUAAUUGGAGUUAUUGGUACUGCUGGUGGUACUGGAUGUGUUAUUGAAUUUGCAGGUAAAGCAAUAGAAGAAUUAUCAAUGGAAGCAAGAAUGUCAAUAUGUAAUAUGGCAAUUGAAGCUGGUGCAAGAGCAGGUAUGAUAAAACCAGAUGAAACUACUUUUAAUUAUAUAAAAGGAAGACCAUUAACUCCAAAAGGUGAAGAAUGGGAAAAAGCACUUUCAUAUUGGAAAACUUUACAUUCAGAUCCUGGAGCAAAAUUUGAUUAUGAUAUUAAAAUUUCUGCAAAAGAUAUUGUACCAACUAUAACUUGGGGAAAUUCACCACAAGAUGCAUUACCUAUAAGUGCAAGUGUACCAGAUCCAGAAAAUGUAACUGAUCCAAUAAAAAAAGAAGGUAUGAUAAGAGCAUUAAAAUAUCAAGGAUUAAAACCAAAUACUCCAUUAAAAGAUAUUAAAAUAGAUAAAGCAUUUAUUGGAUCAUGUACAAACUCAAGAAUUGAAGAUUUAAGAGCUGCUGCAAAAGUUGCAAAAGGUCAUAAAAAAGCUGAUACAGUAAAAGAAGUAUUAGUUGUACCUGGAUCAGGAUUAAUUAAACAACAAGCUGAAAAAGAAGGAUUACAUAAAAUAUUUGAAUCUGCUGGUUUUACAUGGAGAGAAGCUGGUUGUUCAAUGUGUCUUGGUAUGAAUCCAGAUAUUUUAAGUCCUGAAGAAAGAUGUGCUUCAACAUCAAAUAGAAAUUUUGAAGGUCGUCAAGGUGCAAGAUCAAGAACUCAUUUAAUGUCACCAGCAAUGGCAGCAGCAGCAGCUAUCAAGGGUCAUUUUACAGAUAUUAGAGAAUUUGAUUAUAUUAAUCAUAAAGAUGAACCACAAGUCACUAUAGAAAGUGAUGAAGAUGAAGAAUUACAAGAAGCUGUUUAUAAACAUGAAAAAGAACCAAUAGAUAAUGAUGAUUCAUAUUCAGGAGAAGAAGAUAAAAUCAAUGAUAUACCGAAACUGAAUUCAAAAAAAACUUUUGAUCCUUCACCAUCAGGAGGAUUAGAUAAAUUUACUGUAUUAACCGGUAUAGCUGCACCAUUAUAUAAAGCAAAUGUUGAUACCGAUGCCAUAAUUCCUAAACAAUUUUUAAAAACUAUCAAAAGAACAGGAUUAAAAGAUGGAUUAUUUUAUGAAUCAAGAUUUAUAAAAGAAAAUGGUAAAGAUGUAGAAACAGAUUUUAUAUUAAAUCAAAAUCCUUAUAGAAAAGCUGAAAUUUUAGUUGUAACAGGUGAUAAUUUUGGUUGUGGAUCAUCAAGAGAACAUGCACCAUGGGCAUUAAAAGAUUUUGGUAUAAAAUCUAUAAUAGCACCAUCAUUUGGUGAUAUUUUUUAUAAUAAUUCUUUUAAAAAUUUUUUAUUACCAAUAAGAUUAUCACAAAAAAUUAUUGAAACAAAUUUAAUACCAGUUAUAAAUCAAGGCCAUAAAUUAACAAUAGAUUUACCAAAUCAACAAAUUAGAGAUGGUGAAACUGAUGAAAUAUUAGUUGAACAUUUUGAAGUUGAAAGUUUUAGAAAACAUUGUUUGGUAAAUGGAUUAGAUGAUAUUGGAUUAACUUUACAAAAAGAAAAGUUUAUAAAAGAUUAUGAAAAUAAUAGAAAAAUUAAAUUUUCAUUCUUGGAAGGUGGAUCAAAAUUAAUUAAACCAAUAAAAGGUUCAAAAAAGAGUAAAUAUGGUUUAAAAACUCAAGAAUGGUAA
Molecule: messenger RNA, 2310 nt
Organism: Lodderomyces pseudojiufengensis
Lineage: Eukaryota; Fungi; Ascomycota; Pichiomycetes; Serinales; Debaryomycetaceae
Gene: LEU1
Product: 3-isopropylmalate dehydratase
Exons: 1
Coding region: 1-2310 (769 amino acids)
Biological process (GO): L-leucine biosynthetic process
Cellular component (GO): 3-isopropylmalate dehydratase complex
Molecular function (GO): 4 iron, 4 sulfur cluster binding; 3-isopropylmalate dehydratase activity
Source: RefSeq, a predicted model, not a curated record